AGAGGGAGAGCCUAUAGAAUGUGCCAUGUGUGCCUUUUGAAUUUGGAACUAUAUAAAUUAUACCUAUAUAAAAACAAAUAAAUACUCUUUAUUAAUCCGAAAGAGAAAAAAUUGUUCUUUACAAAACAUUUUCAAGCCAUUGGAGCAGUUUUACGGGAAAACCUCUGGGCGUCGCUAUAGGUCAAAAGAAGAGCGAGAAGAUCUGCAAUAUAUUUGAGAGCCUCUUAGAGGGUAACUUCCUGCUCAAACCAACCACACAGGACGCCAGUACGGAUUCGGUUAGAGAAAACAAAAGCAAGAAAAGUGACCUUACCCCGGAUUUUGCCAUCCGCGGAGGGCUCAUUCUUCCUCCCGGCCAGGAAGCAGAACCGCAGCGAAGGGAGACGGAGGAUGAGGCUGAGCGCAGAGAGAAGCCGCCCGGUGCGGUGGCGGCAGGUAUUGUUGCCCUUUCUGCUGUCUUUGUUCGGCUGGGCUCUCCCAGACCAAAUCCGCUACUCAAUUCCCGAGGAGCUGGCCAAGAACUCGGUGGUAGGAAACCUCGCCAAGGAUCUGGGGCUUAGUGUCCGGGACUUACCGGCCCGGAAGCUGCGGGUUAGCGCGGAGAAGGAAUAUUUCACUGUAAACCCUGAGAGCGGAGACUUACUUGUGAGCAACAGGAUAGACCGAGAGAAGAUUUGCGGGAAAAAGCCUCUGUGUAUUCUGGAUUUCGAUACUGUGGCUGAAAACCCACUCAAUAUUUUCCAAGUAGCAGUAACAGUGCAAGAUAUAAACGACAACAUUCCAUUAUUCAAACAGAGUAAGAUUGAUUUAAAAAUUGGAGAAUCCACUAAGCCAGGUAAAACAUUUCCACUAGACCCAGCCCUGGAUUUGGACGCUGGUUCAAAUUCACUGCAAAGAUACCACCUUAAUGACAAUGAGUACUUUGGUCUCUCAGAGAAACAGACUCCAGAUGGACGUAAAUAUCCUGAGUUGAUUCUGAAACAUUCUCUGGACAGGGAAGAGGAGAAUUUCCACCAACUGGUCCUAACAGCUGUGGACGGUGGGGACCCACCCCAAAGUGGCACCACACAGAUCCAAAUCCAAGUCACCGAUGCCAACGAUAACCCCCCAGUGUUCAGCCAAGAAGUAUACAGGGUAAGCCUGAAGGAGGGUGUGCCCCCAGGCUUCUCCGUGCUUCAAGUGACCGCCACCGACCAGGAUGAGGGCAGUAAUGCGGAGGUCACAUAUUCCUUUCAUAAUGUGGAUGAACAAGUGGAACAAUUUUUUAGCUUAGAUAAAAGAACAGGAGAAAUCACAACAAAGGAUAAUUUUGAUUUCGAAAUUGCUAAUAGUUACAUUCUCGGUAUAGAAGCGAAAGAUCCUGGAGAUCUAGCAGGACAUUGCAGUAUCCAAGUCGAAAUUCUUGAUGAGAACGACUGUGCACCUGAAGUGAUUGUGACCUCAGUAUUUACUCCCCUUCCAGAGGAUUCACCACCAGGAACAGUGAUCGCUUUGAUAAAAACAAGAGAUAGAGACUCUGGAGAAAAUGGAGAAGUUUACUGCCGCAUAUUGGGAAACACAGCGUUUACAUUGAAAUCUUACUCAAAGAUUUACUACAAACUAGUGACAGAUGGGGCCCUGGAUCGGGAGGAGAUCUCUGAAUACAACGUCACUAUAAUGGCCACUGACAGGGGCAAGCCGCCCCUCUCCUCCAGCAUUACCAUCACCCUGCACAUCACCGACGUCAACGACAACGCUCCGGUUUUCCAGCAGUCAGCCUACCUGGUCUACGUGCCAGAAAACAAUCCACCUGGUGCUUCCAUAGCGCAGGUCAGCGCCUCUGACUCCGACCUGGGACCCAACGGCCACGUCUCCUACUCCAUCGUGGCCAGCGACCUGGAGCCGCGGGCGCUGUCGUCCUACGUGUCCGUGAGCGCGCAGAGCGGCGUGGUGUUCGCGCAGCGCGCCUUCGACCACGAGCAGCUGCGCGCCUUCGAGCUGACGCUGCAGGCCCGCGACCAGGGCUCGCCCGCGCUCAGCGCCAACGUGAGCCUGCGCGUGUUGGUGGGCGACCGCAACGACAACGCGCCUAGGGUGCUGUACCCGACGCUGGGGCCCGACGGCUCGGCGCUCUUCGACACGGUGCCGCGCGCCGCGCAGCCCGGCUACCUGGUCACCAAGGUGGUGGCGGUGGACGCGGACUCGGGACACAACGCCUGGCUGUCCUACCACGUGCUGCAGGCCAGCGAGCCCGGACUGUUCAGCUUGGGGCUGCGCACGGGAGAGGUGCGCACCGCGCGCGCCUUGAGCGAGAGGGACGCUGCCCGCCAGCGCCUGCUGGUCGCUGUGCGCGAUGGGGGACAGCCACCCCUCUCGGCCACAGCUACGCUGCUCCUGGUCUUCGCUGACAGCCUACAAGAGGCUCUGCCAGACUUCAGCGACCGCCCUGCUCUCUCUGACCCCCAGUCUGAGCUACAGUUUUACCUAGUGGUGGCCUUGGCCUUGAUUUCAGUGCUCUUCCUCCUCGCGGUGAUUCUGGCCGUUGCCCUGCGCCUGCGACGCUCCUCCAACCCGGCCGCCUGGAGUUGCUUUCAUCCUGGCCUCAGUUCGAAGCCUGGACCGGGGGUUCUCUCCAAUUACAGUGAGGGAACAUUGCCCUAUUCCUAUAAUCUGUGCGUUGCCUCACAAUCAGCUAAGACAGAGUUUAAUUUUAUCAACGUGACCCCAGAAGUGGCUCCUCCUCAGGAUCUCCUCUGCGGAGAUGCCUCAUGGGUACCAAGUACAAAUCCUGAAGAUGCUGAGGGCCCAUUUGCUUCAGAUACUAUUUUAAAGGAAUGUGUUAAAUAG
This is a messenger RNA of Pteropus alecto (black flying fox), 2826 nucleotides long. Its product is annotated as protocadherin gamma-B2. Gene Ontology annotation, molecular function: calcium ion binding. Gene Ontology annotation, cellular component: plasma membrane. Gene Ontology annotation, biological process: homophilic cell-cell adhesion. NCBI's taxonomy places the organism in Eukaryota, Metazoa, Chordata, Mammalia, Chiroptera, Pteropodidae. The record is from RefSeq and is a predicted model, not a curated record.